GUGUCAGUUUCAAUAGUAGUGUCAAAGUUCACUAUAUACAGACAUUCGCGCAGAUCCCCCGUUUCGGAAACAUUGCUCUGCUGGUCCUCCCGUUUAAGCGCAUUCAUUUUUUGGGUCUCUCCUUCUUCUUGCAUAUUCUAUCAGUUGUUGGUGUUUUUCCUCUUCUUUUUUUAUCUUUUCUCUUCGUAUCUCCAUUCCUCCUGCUGGAGAGAGGUGAAACUAUACAUGGGCACUUCAUUCGGCGAAACGGUUUUCUUUCGCUGCCUGGCGAGAUGAUGAGGUUUAUUUAAGAAUAUAGAUGUAAAAAUCCAGCUCUUCAGUUUUUCCUCCCCUCCUAUACGACGAAGACGGGAGUGUAAAGGAGCACGGGGAAGAAAAGAAAAAGGAAUUUAUCUCCGCAGCACUUUGGAUCGCGUGUCUUUCCAGCAAAAAGCUUCUUUUUUUUCUCCACUCGUUCCUGCGUCCAUGUGAAUCGCUCCUGCCUUCCCUUUGUGGCUAUUUUAUAUCAAACUGCAAUUUGUUACGUCUGGACUCGGGUUUUCCUACAAGAUUAGGGAUUCCUGAAUGGCUGACUGCAAUUUACCUUGGAACUGGCCUCCCGAUACUUGCAUAUCCUGAUCGGGUGCCUAUUCAAUCGCACUCCUGAAUUUUGAAUGUAUUGAUCGCGUUGUACUCUCCUUCUCACCCCAUAUGAGAUUGCGUGCUCCGAUUUGACUUUGCACUGCCCCGUCUUUUGAGAUCUCAUUUUUCUCCUCUACGCUUCAUAAACAUCGGCGAUCAUUUCGCUUUAUAGCACUUUCCGGGGCCGAGAUAUGGCAAUGGUAGUUAGCGUCUGGCGAGAUCCGCAGGAAGACGUGGCCGGACCUCCGAGCGGCCCCAACCCAGCAGCGCAGCCGGCGAGGGAGCAGCAGCAGGCGGCGUCGGCGGCGCCGCACACUCCGCAGACCCCCAGCCAGCCGGGACCCCCGUCCACGCCGGGAACGGCCGGGGACAAGGGGAGUCAAAAUUCUGGACAGAGUCAGCAGCAUAUUGAAUGUGUGGUUUGCGGAGACAAAUCGAGCGGCAAACACUACGGCCAGUUCACCUGCGAGGGAUGCAAAAGUUUCUUCAAGAGGAGUGUACGGAGGAACUUAACAUACUCAUGUCGUGCCAAUAGGAACUGUCCCAUUGACCAGCACCACCGAAAUCAGUGCCAAUACUGUCGGCUGAAGAAGUGUUUAAAAGUGGGCAUGCGGCGGGAAGUUCAGCGAGGACGAAUGCCUCCAACCCAGCCGAACCCAGGCCAGUACGCACUGACGAACGGGGACCCUCUGAAUGGCCAUUGCUAUCUGUCCGGAUACAUCUCGUUAUUGCUGCGGGCCGAGCCUUACCCGACGUCCCGGUACGGGAGCCAGUGCAUGCAGCCCAACAAUAUCAUGGGCAUCGAGAACAUCUGCGAGCUGGCGGCUCGAUUGCUCUUCAGCGCCGUGGAGUGGGCGAGAAACAUCCCUUUCUUUCCCGACCUGCAGAUCACCGACCAGGUGUCCCUUCUCAGGCUGACGUGGAGCGAGUUGUUUGUGCUUAACGCGGCCCAGUGUUCCAUGCCUCUGCAUGUUGCCCCUCUGCUCGCCGCGGCGGGCCUCCACGCCUCCCCGAUGUCCGCGGACCGCGUCGUGGCUUUCAUGGAUCACAUCCGGAUCUUCCAGGAGCAAGUGGAGAAGCUUAAGACCCUGCACGUAGACUCGGCAGAGUAUAGCUGCCUCAAAGCCAUCGUGCUUUUUACAUCAGACGCUUGCGGCCUGUCGGACGCUGCUCACAUCGAGAGUCUACAGGAGAAAUCCCAGUGCGCCCUGGAGGAGUACGUGAGGAGCCAAUACCCGAACCAACCCAGCCGCUUUGGGAAGCUGCUGCUGCGGCUGCCCUCUCUGCGCACCGUCUCCUCUUCGGUAAUCGAGCAGCUGUUCUUCGUGCGUUUGGUAGGUAAAACUCCUAUUGAAACCCUCAUCAGGGAUAUGCUAUUAUCCGGGAGCAGCUUCAACUGGCCUUACAUGUCCAUCCAAUGAUCCUUAUAUGAAAGUGGAAAAAAAGAGAGGAAAAAAGGACCAAAAUUCAGCACCCCUCACCCCAUCCUCCUUCAAGAAGACUAUAUAUAGGACCUUUUCUGAGAAACUUGGAAGACAUUACUUUUUUUCUGUCUUCUGGGACUGUGAUGGAAUACAUUAUGUACAGAAAAAUAUUGGAACUGGACUUUACACCUGUGUAAAUCCACUCUCAUCUUCAAGAACAAAACUCUUCAUUUUGUAAAAUACUAGUCUUUAUUUUACUUUUUUGUAAAAAAUACAAAUAAAAUGAAAAACAUCAUAUGCGCAGUAAGAAAAAAGAAUCAAGACUUAGCGGGAAAAUAAUGUUUCCAAGCAAUUAUAAGAAUUGUCCUGUGUCUAUGUACCUCUCUGUUUUGUAUUAUUUCUGGUUCUAAACCAGGGUUUCUGUGAUUCUAUACUAAUAAUUUUUUGAUAUAACCUUUUUGCUUCUUAUAAUGAGUGCGAUAUAUGUUGUCGAAGCUAUGUUCUCCAAGAAUUAAAAUUGAAGUGAGAAUUUAAAAACAGAAAAAUAAAGAAAUUUAGACAAAUAAGAAACAGUCUAAUCGCUAUGACAAUAUCACCACUGAUGGUUGAACUUUUUCCCAAUUGAUACGAUGGACCUGCAACAGCAGCAAACUGACCUCCAGGACAUUUUUACUGACAUUUUUACUCCAGGACGUCUGGGGCGCCUUUACCCGGACCAUAAGUGCGUGUGGAGUCGAUCAUCAGUCACAGAGGAGAGACAUGAAAAUCAAAAGCACUUUUAAUAUAUCAUUUCAAAUACAUUUUGUUUGUUUCGUCUUGAAAAUUUUCAUUGUUUCUUGAAUUUUAUUGGUUGUUGCCUUCAAUUUGCUUACUCCAUGAUGCAGCUUUUUGCAGAAGGGUCGGUUGAUGAAGUUGUGUGAUGGUGACUGUACUAUUAAAAAAGAAAUAGGCAACGA
Molecule: messenger RNA, 3001 nt
Organism: Oreochromis niloticus (Nile tilapia)
Lineage: Eukaryota; Metazoa; Chordata; Actinopteri; Cichliformes; Cichlidae
Gene: nr2f1a
Product: nuclear receptor subfamily 2, group F, member 1a
Exons: 3
Coding region: 813-2042 (409 amino acids)
Biological process (GO): regulation of DNA-templated transcription
Molecular function (GO): sequence-specific DNA binding; zinc ion binding; DNA-binding transcription factor activity
Source: RefSeq, a predicted model, not a curated record